Molecule: messenger RNA, 1303 nt
Organism: Lotus japonicus
Lineage: Eukaryota; Viridiplantae; Streptophyta; Magnoliopsida; Fabales; Fabaceae
Product: transcription factor DIVARICATA-like
Exons: 3
Coding region: 277-1149 (290 amino acids)
Molecular function (GO): DNA binding
Source: RefSeq, a predicted model, not a curated record
UCUACAAUAUCUCUUUCUUUCUCUUGCUCUUGGCUUCUUUAUAUUUUGAUAUUUUCUUUCCUUCAGUGGAGCUCAACUUUGUAGUAGCAGCCUCACUGAAAACAUUUACCUUUCCUUCUGAUAUUUUGGUAUUCUCAGAACAUCUUUUAUUGUUCUAGUUUCAGAAUUCAUCACACUCACACAUCAAAAUUCUGGCACACCACCAUCAUUUUCCUAAGAUUCUCUACUUAAAAGUGAUAGGAGAGUUUUUGUAUGCUUGUGGCUGUGGUUUAAGUUAUGGAUUUGGAAACCCUCUAUUCCCCUUGUUUCAUGCCAAAUUCAAAUUGGUUUGUCCAAGAGAGUGCUCACAGCACAGAAUGGAGUAGAGAAGAUAACAAGAGGUUUGAAAGUGCCCUUGCUAUAUAUGAUAAGGACACACCAGAUAGAUGGCUGAAUGUGGCUGCAAUGAUUCCUGGGAAGACUGUGCUUGAUGUGAUCAAGCAGUACAGGGAAUUGGAAGAAGAUGUAGGUGAAAUUGAAGCAGGGCAUGUUCCUGUUCCGGGGUAUCAUUCCUCUUCUUUUACCUUUGAAGUUGUUGAGAACCAGAACUUUGAUGGACUCAAAAGGAAGCCUGGAACAACUCUCAGGGGUUCUGAUCAUGAGAGGAAGAAAGGAGUUCCGUGGACCGAAGAAGAACACAAACGCUUCCUGAUGGGACUUCUAAAGUAUGGUAAAGGGGACUGGAGAAACAUCGCUCGCAAUUUUGUUAUGACAAAGACUCCCACACAAGUAGCUAGCCAUGCUCAGAAGUACUACAUAAGGCAAAAGGUUUCUGGAGGUAAAGAUAAGAGGAGACCAAGCAUCCAUGAUAUAACCACUGUUAAUCUUACAGAAACUAGUAUCACAUCAGAAAACAACAAGCCACUUUCAUUCAAAAGUACUAGUAACUACAACAGUGGCUCACUCAUGGUUUUCAACCCAAAUUGUGAUGACUUGUUGAUGAUGCCAUCUUCAUCUGAUAUCAUCACUUCCAAGACCCUUAAACUUCAAGGGCAGGAUCUUUAUGAUUGCUCUUUACAUGAGGCUUAUGCUAAGUCAAAAAUUCCUAGUUUCAGGGCAGCACCUAGAAACUUCAAUAAGGAAGCUGUUUUUGGUAUUCAUGUACUAUAAGAAUGCCAACUAUGACAAUGUUCAAAUUAAGGCAAACCAAUUCCACUGCAUAGAUUAUUGUUCUGUAGGAUUUUGAUAAUGUAGAUGAAAUGAAGCUACUUGUUUCAUGAACAUCCUGAAAGGAAAUGGCAAUAAAGUUUCAAUCCUUAAAACA